Messenger RNA from Physeter macrocephalus (sperm whale), 1469 nucleotides. RefSeq names its product parvin beta (gene PARVB). The coding region runs from base 231 to 1286 and encodes 351 amino acids. Gene Ontology annotation, biological process: substrate adhesion-dependent cell spreading; lamellipodium assembly; actin cytoskeleton organization. The transcript has 15 exons. NCBI's taxonomy places the organism in Eukaryota, Metazoa, Chordata, Mammalia, Artiodactyla, Physeteridae. Gene Ontology annotation, cellular component: actin cytoskeleton; focal adhesion; cytoplasm. The record is from RefSeq and is a predicted model, not a curated record. Gene Ontology annotation, molecular function: actin binding.
AGGAAGAGGAGGCUUCGAGGUGUGCCGGGCGCUGCCAGCUGCACAUUGAAUUUUAGGACUUCUUGGCGUAUUUUGGAUACAAAUCCUUCGCCAGAUGCGUCUUUGGCAAACACUCUCUCCCUCUCUGCGGUUUGUCUUCUGGCUCUCUUGACCCGGGUCGUCUUCUGAGCACUUGAUGCAGAAAUGGAGUUCUCCCCGAACUCUCCAGAGGGAUCAGCUGCGUGGACGCCAUGUUGUCGCCAGAUACCAUCCCACUUCAGCACUGCUCUGUAACGAGGGCACCUGGACAGGGGUGCCUGCAAGUGAGUGACUUGCAGGAAGAAGGGAAAAAUGCCAUCAACUUGCCGAUGUCCCCUGCCUCGGUGGAGAUCCACCCUGAAGACACCCUGCUCGAGGAGAACCAAGAGCGCACGGUGAUCGACCCCACCUCCAGGGACGACCCCAGAUUCAAGGAGCUGGUCAAGGUUCUCAUCGACUGGGUCAACGACGUGCUGGUGGAGGAGAGGAUCAUCGUAAAGCAGCUGGAGGAGGACCUGUACGACGGGCAGGUGCUACAGAAGCUCCUGGAAAAGCUGGCAGACUGCAAGCUGAACGUGGCCGAGGUGACCCAGUCCGAAGUAGGACAGAAGCAGAAGCUGCAGACAGUGCUUCAGGCGGCGCAGGAGCUGCUGCGGCCCCGUGGCCGGGCGCUCCAGUGGACCAUCGACUCGAUUCACGGGAAGAACCUGGUGGCCAUCCUCCACCUCCUCGUGGCCCUGGCCACGCACUUCCGGGCCCCGAUCCGCCUUCCCGAACACGUCUCCGUGCAAGUGGUGGUCGUACGGAAGCGGGAAGGCCUGCUGCACUCCAGCCACGUCACGGAGGAGCUGACCACGACCACCGAGAUGAUGAUGGGUCGGUUUGAGCGGGACGCCUUUGACACGCUCUUUGACCACGCCCCGGACAAGCUCAGUGUCGUGAAGAAGUCUCUCAUCACAUUUGUGAACAAGCACCUGAACAAGCUGAAUUUGGAGGUGACGGAACUAGAGACCCAGUUUGCAGAUGGCGUGUACCUGGUUCUUCUCAUGGGGCUUCUGGAAGACUACUUUGUACCCCUGCACAACUUCUACCUGACCCCGGACAGCUUCGAUCAGAAGGUCCACAAUGUGUCAUUUGCCUUUGAGCUGAUGCUGGAUGGAGGCCUUAAGAAGCCCAAGGCUCGCCCCGAAGAUGUGGUGAGCCUGGACCUCAAAUCCACCCUGCGGGUUCUUUACAACCUGUUCACCAAAUACAAGCACCUGGAGUGACGGGCAGGGAGCAGCAGACACCGCGGCGGGGGCGGUGCUUUGGGAGGCGCCCCGGCCUCCGCUCCAAGCCCGCGGUUGCCCCCCACUCCCACCCCACCUUUUUCUGGUCGAUACCCUUCACCACCUUUCCCUGUAAUUCUGCAGCGGGCGUGGCCUCUUUUGAAAUGCAGAUUCCAAACACCA